AGACAUCCUGUAGAUAGACUUAACCAAUAAAGCACAGUGCAUCACAUUUUGGGAAAGGAGCAUUAUGGAUAUUUUCCUCGCAUUCUUCAUCAGUGCUGUUGUUUUGAUAUUGGAACAACAAGCCCACACAGCUUCUGUCUUAAUCGGACCGUCCCAUGCAAACAGAAGUCCACCUGUGAACUCAUCUCUUCAAAUGCACCGCCGUGUGAAACGCUGUUCCUGUGAAAACCUUAAGGACAAGGAAUGUGUUUACUUUUGCCACAUAGGAAUUGUUUGGGUUGAUACGCCCAGUCAGGUCGUUCCCUACGGUGUCGGCUCGCUUCAGGUGCGUCUAAGGCGAGAUGUGAAGAGAUGCUUUUGCAGAGACAAGAGAGAUUCAAAGUGCCUACAGUUUUGCUCUCGCGUCGAGUAA
This is a messenger RNA of Triplophysa dalaica, 412 nucleotides long. RefSeq lists its product as uncharacterized. The record is from RefSeq and is a predicted model, not a curated record. Bases 65 to 412 code for a protein of 115 amino acids. Lineage: Eukaryota; Metazoa; Chordata; Actinopteri; Cypriniformes; Nemacheilidae. Gene Ontology annotation, molecular function: endothelin B receptor binding; hormone activity. The transcript is spliced from 3 exons. Gene Ontology annotation, biological process: vein smooth muscle contraction; regulation of systemic arterial blood pressure by endothelin; intracellular calcium ion homeostasis. Gene Ontology annotation, cellular component: extracellular region.